Cladophialophora carrionii CBS 160.54 is the source of this 522-nucleotide messenger RNA. RefSeq lists its product as uncharacterized. Lineage: Eukaryota; Fungi; Ascomycota; Eurotiomycetes; Chaetothyriales; Herpotrichiellaceae. Bases 1 to 522 code for a protein of 173 amino acids. The transcript has a single exon. The record is from RefSeq and is a predicted model, not a curated record. Gene Ontology annotation, molecular function: acyltransferase activity, transferring groups other than amino-acyl groups.
AUGUUGGGGCCCGAAAGCUGCUUCGUUGUAGAUGACGGCACGGGACGCGCAGUGGGGUAUCUCCUCGGCGUCCCCGACACGGUCGGCUUUGUGCAGGAUUACCGGGAGAAAUACAUACCGUACUUGAGGUCGGAAGGGUUCGAGAAACCCGGGCCCGACGAGCCCACGGGCUGGGACGAGCACCUCCCCAAUGCGCUCAGGCAGAUCAUGUUCAAUCCAGAAGGGAUGUUGCAUAAAGACCACCCACAGAUGAUGGAGCAAUGGCCCGCGCAUCUGCAUAUAGAUCUGCUGGACACUCACCAGCGGCAAGGCUGGGGUCGACAACUGAUUGAUCGCUUCUGCUCGCUGGCCAAAGAACGGGGCGCCAAAGGAGUACACCUGGGCAUGGCAGCAGCGAACGAAAACGCCUACAAAUUCUACGCUCGCGUGGGAUUCAAGCGGUUCCCUGUUGUGCUCGACAACGGUGCGAGUGGUGAGGAAGGCCAGAACGGCAAUACUAUCUGGCUGGUCAAGACUCUUUGA